UCCUCCAUACCUGUCCUGCACUUGAGUACAAGCAGAACAGGUUGGACAUGUCUCUGUAGGCAGCAUGCAGGGGUCAGCUGCUACAUGAUUGCUUUUUUGUAUGAAGUGUGUGUUGAAGCUUGAUGACAUUGGCAGUGAAAGUGUUACUGCCUGGUACAGAUUCAGUGUAAGGUGUGUGCAGGCACUAGGACCGCCCUGUACACCUGUUCUCCCACGAUCUACACUCUUUUUGCUGUAUCUUUGCUGAUCAAAGGGCAAGGAGAGGGCUGAAUCUGUUCUAUCACUACUUAUCCUGUUUGAAUUACACAAAGCAUGGCCCUGCUGCUGCUGAAUUCUCUGCAGGAUCCUCAGCUGGUGGCCCAGUUUCAGAGGUCCUGUGGUCUGACCUUCCUACAGCCAAACGGUGAAGCUAAUGGGCAUUCCAAUGCACAGACCCUCCAGGGAGGCAGGGAGAAGGGUGUUCCCCAGGAAAAUGGACAUAAGAGCUACAGCAAUGGAUCAUAUUCUAAUGGAACACUCAAGCAGAUGCCGGCCAGAAAGUACGUGGUGCACAAUUACGUGCUGUAUUACCUAUUCAGGUUCGCGGCUGCACUGGGACAAGAAAUAUUUUAUAUCACAUUCAUGCCUUUCAUUCUUUGGAACAUCGACUCUUUUAUUGCAAGGCGGAUGAUUUAUGUCUGGUGUAUUGUCAUGUACAUUGGGCAAGCUUCUAAAGACAUCCUAAAGUGGCCUCGUCCUUCUUCCCCUCCUGUGGUGAAACUGGAAACCAGAGUAGAAGCCGAGUAUGGAAUGCCAUCCACACACACCAUCGCUGCCACAGCAAUUUCAUUUACUUUCCUUCUGGCCUCCGUCGGGCGCUAUCAGUUCCCAUUUCUGCUUGGCUUUGUGGUCGCCCUCUGCCUUUCCACACUGGUGUCCCUCAGCCGGCUGUACACAGGCAUGCACACAGUGCUGGAUGUUAUAUGUGGAGCUGUAUUUGCCCUGGUGUUUUUAGCAGUGACUUUUCCGGCGUGGGAUUUCUUCGAUCACCUGGUUAUGACAAACCCACUAUGUCCUGUAGUUGCUGUUAUUGUUGCUUUCCUGCUCAGCUACAACUACCCCAAGUUGGAUCACUACAGCACGACACGAGCAGACACAACAGUCAUAUUGGGUGCGGGAGCUGGGACCUGUAUAGGAGUUUGGCUGAUAAAUUAUUUAGGAUUGACUUAUGUACCCACUGGUCUGUUUCCACUCAGCAUCCCACCUAUAAGCUCUGACAUGCUGCUCAAGCACCUUGCCAGGUUUGUUCUUGGAGUCACUGUCCUGGGUGUAACACGCUAUAUUGCUAAAACACUUUCUCUCAAAGCUCUUGGUUUAUGGUACAAUGUCUCAACACAGAGCCAGUUGGUUAGGCAGAGACUGGAAAUUGAGGUGCCCUAUAAAUUUGUUACUUACACAUCGAUUGGUGUUAUUGCAAUAUCAUUUGUUCCUUGGGUUUGCCAUAUGUUGGACUUAUAAAUUUCAAUCUAGCAGAAGUUGAAGACCAGCAUCUGGUAACUAAUGCAAUGUGUCCAUUCCGGAUCAUCCGCAUUGUUCUUUUACAUAGUACAAAUGUUAUGGAGGGAAGAGGCCAGGCUGCAUCCAGUGACAAACUUCCUUUGGGGUCUCAACCCAUCCAAUAAACUAACAAAUGGGAUCAUGAAAUGGAUAUAAAGCUUCACUUUUUCCCCCCAUCCUGGACUUGAACAAUAAACAGCACAGAAAUAAACCAGUUACGUCUGGAACGCACUGCUCCCUUCCUCACACUGUGCUUGCACUAAAGUUACUGCACUGCUUUGUUAUAUUUUCUCUUAUUGGUUUGUUUGUUGCUGUGUAGUUUACAUAUAAAAAAUGAGGACAUAAUAAGUGAUUUAUGAGAAUCCAUGCAUUCCUAAUAAACCCUCUGGUCUGAUUGGAUGUGCACGAAAAACAGGUAAACUUUUCCUUUGAUGGUGGUGAUGAGACGAUGUUAGGACAAUAUACACAUGAACCAUGAGGUGAGAUUGUAUGUCUAAAACAUUACAAAGUAAUUACUACUAAAUGCCUCAAUGAUGCCUAAUACACUGAGACACAUAGCCACACUUAUAUGUAGGAGACUGGUUUGCCUUGACAAUAUUACUAUGUUUGUACCACGAAGUCUAGUGGCAGACUCAAUUAGCCAAAGAAGCCGAUGGAAUUGCUUCCAGUGGCUUUGCGUAUUUUGUGGCUGAUGCUGUUCACCGCCUAUGGAGGUAGAAGCAGACUCGGCCUAUCAGAACUGGCCAAUAAAUGCACAAUCCAAGUUGUCCCCAUCACAACUGCGGUAUAUCUAGUUUCUGAAAAUAUUUUUUUGUUAACGAAAUACAUUUCUAAAACUUAUUUUAUUACCUUUAAUUUUUCCUCCCCAUCUUUGUUCAUGAUGUAUGCAAGAAAAUAGUUCUGAAGAAGUCAUGUUUUGUUGUCACUAUGUAAGUGCACCCCAUCUACGUAAAGUUAGCAAAUUGCCGACAUAAACACAGCCACAUAAAAUACACACAUAUCAUUCCUAAGCAUAUGGACAAAUGGCUGCAUUGCAUUGUGUGCAAAUGUGCCUGACUAGUCUGAUAGAUAUAAACAUAACUGCCCUUGUUACACUGUAUAAGACACCAAUGCUGUGGUCAUGCUAUACUGAAUGUAAUUCAUCUGACCUUGCUUACUACCAGUCUCUCUACCCAACAGCAAUGCUGUAUGUAAAUUGUGAAUAUAAUUAAUAUAUUAAAGUAAAUUUCUAAAUAUGAGGGUUUUUUUUUCAUAUGAAGUUGGAAAUAAAAAAAAGUAUUGUCCGA
Messenger RNA from Pseudophryne corroboree (corroboree frog), 2822 nucleotides. RefSeq names its product sphingosine-1-phosphate phosphatase 2 (gene SGPP2). NCBI's taxonomy places the organism in Eukaryota, Metazoa, Chordata, Amphibia, Anura, Myobatrachidae. The record is from RefSeq and is a predicted model, not a curated record. Gene Ontology annotation, biological process: sphingosine metabolic process. Gene Ontology annotation, cellular component: endoplasmic reticulum membrane. Bases 313 to 1497 code for a protein of 394 amino acids. Gene Ontology annotation, molecular function: sphingosine-1-phosphate phosphatase activity. The transcript has 5 exons.